Acinonyx jubatus (cheetah) is the source of this 6222-nucleotide messenger RNA. RefSeq names its product leucine rich repeats and transmembrane domains 2 (gene LRTM2). Lineage: Eukaryota; Metazoa; Chordata; Mammalia; Carnivora; Felidae. The record is from RefSeq and is a predicted model, not a curated record. Gene Ontology annotation, cellular component: plasma membrane. Bases 4033 to 5145 code for a protein of 370 amino acids. The transcript has 6 exons. Gene Ontology annotation, molecular function: protein binding.
GGCUCCAGGCUCCAAGCUGUCAGCACAGAGCCCAAUGUGGGGCUCAAAUUACAGAACCACAAGAUCAUGACCUGAGCCAAAGUAGGAAGCUUAACCAACUGAGCCACCCAGGCGCCCGUCCAUAAACAUUUUUUUAAGUUUUUAAAAAUUUUAUUUAUUCUUGAGAGAGAGAGGGAGAGCAGGGGAGGGGCAUAGAGAGAGGGACAGAGAGAGAAUCCCAAGCAGGCUCUGCACUGUCAGUGCAGAGCCCGACGCAGGGCUCGAACUCAUAAACCAUGAGAUCAUGACCUGAGCUGAAACCAAGAGUCAGACGCUUAACUGACUGAGCCACCCAGGCUCCCCACCAUAACUAUUUUUUGAAUUAAGUAAAUAUUUGUGAAUUCCAUUGAGUCAGCCACUUGACUGGGAAGCAAAUUCUACAAGAUCUUGCCAUCUCAUCCCUUACCUUUAGGGCUUAGGACUGAGCUGAGCUCCUUCCUCCCAUAUGGAGCCUGGCCUCUUACAGAUCUGGACUUGAGACCCUAGAGGUUUAGCUCUGCUCUGAUUCCCCUGAAGGCCUAGGAGGGAGCCCACUAAGAAACAGGGACUUUAGGGGAGACAAAAAGAGCUUCCUCAUGGUAGGAUCUGCUAGAUCCUGACAGCAGGGGCUGGUAUAGAGUGGGGGAGGUAGUGAGGAUCACGGGAGCAUCUUCAACAACAAAUCGUCUGUUCUGCUGUUCAUCAUUUCAAAUCCUGUUCAAUUCCUGCCUUACAACCCAAACUGUACUUUUCCACCCCAGACACUGCGAGAGUCCAGGCUUCUCUCCUGGGAGACCUGCCAAGGUGGCCCUUGGGUCCCUGUUCUGCUUGCUCAGGUGGUCAACUGUCAGAACCUCACUGGACACCUGUCUCAGGGGAGCACCAGGGGGUCACCCCCCUCCUAGUGCCUCCUAUAAGCCUGCUGUGUGCAGGAGAUACUACUUCAUGGUAUUAUGUUUGCAGGCAGGCACAGAACUAGUGGUGAAGAGAAAUCCAAGCAAAGGGGCCAUGGGAAUGUGCAGCACUGGCCUCUCUGGGCUGCCACCCCCAGUGGGUUAUUAAGAGACCCCCUCUUUUCUGUGCGUGAUUGGUCCUUGUUUCAGAGACAGACGUUGGACCCCAGGUCCCACUACAACCUGACAGAGGCAGAGAAACGAUGCUCCUUCCUCCUGCCCCUAGCCGUGCCUGUUCUUCUCCCUCCCCUGGCCUCCUCCUGCCUUUCCUCUCUCCCCUGCUUCUGCACAAGGAUCUCUCCUCCACAAUGAUCUUGUGCCUUCCUCCGAAGCAGCUUUUCUUUAACAUUCCCUUGACUGUCAGACAACCUAACAAAAAGCCUCAAUAAGGCCACAGGCAGCAGAUGGCUUAUCAAGAUGUACCUAUCUGCUCGGGGUCCUGGCUGUCACCUCAGUGCUGCUUUGUCAUUACAGAUGGCAAAACAAAGCAGCUGUGCACACACACACACACACACACACAGAAAUGAUCCCUGUUGGGAGCCAUUCUCCCAGCACCUCCACACUUUACCCCCUAGCUCUCAUAGCUACUUUGUCCUUCCCCCCUCUCUGCCUUGAGAACUCAGCCUGGAGAGCGUUUAACUGAUCAAGAGCUGUGAGAUUAGGAGGGGCCCAUCUUUUAUCCUACAGGCUGGUUUUCCAGCAGAUGCUCAAGGUCAUAGAGUGCCAGUAACAGAAGGGAGACCCAAGAUCUCAAUCAUUCUCCCUCCUCAUUCUAUAGAGCAGGAAAAUAAGGCCCAGGGCUGUCAGGUUCAUUAACUAGCUAAUAGCUAGUUAAUGAGCAGCAGAGUCUAGACUCUGGGUCUCCUGAUGCCUAGGCUUGGGCUCUUUCUUCCCUUCUAGCCCUGAUUCAGCUGACAAGAAUGUAUUGGGGUGUGGGAGAGGCAGAGUCCAUUUUCUGAUACAGCUCAUAGUAUAUGAAAGAAGAUAAGCCAUCCCACAGAAAGCUGCUGUACAUUUUCUGUGAUAUGAACCGCAAGGGUGCCCCAAAGAAAGGCCAUAGAUUGGAGAAGGUCAAGUCUGUGGACCGGACAGGGAAACUUGGUAAAAGUGGUGACUUUCUGGCUGAGAUUUUAAGAAGGGGGAGGCUAUCCAUGGGGACGGAAGGUGUUUCAGACUCAGGGAAGGAGCUGGGAGAGCCAAGAUCUGUUUAGAGGUAAGUGGGUGCAGUUAGCCUGAAGGAUAGGAUGCACUUGACCUCUGUGUAGGUGAAUUCCCAGGUAGAAGAUGCCCUCUUUCCUCCUGGAACAGUGGUCUGAGCCUCUGCUGCUGUGUUGUGCAGCAGGGCAGACAGAAAAGAUGGUGCAGGAGCAUCUGUCAGAGGCAUCUUGGGGGUUUCUCGACCUGACCCUCACCUCUGCCCCAGUCCUGAUGGUGAAUCCCCCAAGGAACACAGGUAAAGUGGAAGAGGGACACCGGGAUACCCCUGACAUAUAUUAUCAACGUGCCAUGCCACCUGCUUGUCAGGCAGAUUUUAAGAGAUGCAAGGAAGGGUCACUUAGGGGUCUGUGCCCCAGGAUGGGACUCCUCCUCUGGCUUAGUUGCUGGUGUCUUUUGCCUUUGGAUCAGACAUUUGCCAUCUCUUGGAAUAUCAAUUUCCUCAACUUGGUUAGCAACGAGGCCUCUGAGUUCUUGAAUACCAGUCUCUUCCCUUCUGCAAGCCUACCUCAUCUAGAUAAGAACAAGAAGCCUAAAGAAGCCAAGUCAGAUGGGGCGGGGCUGCAUUUACCCCUGGUUCCUCCAGGGCUCACCCCAGGGCACUACAGACAACCUGUCAACCAGCUCCAGUCCCCUUAGCUCCCAGCCUGUCAGCCUUGGCAUUUUACUUCCUUAAAUAGCCCUGGUCUGGGGUCACUGAAGCUCAGUGAUCUAUGUGUGACCAUGACACUAGCUCUGUGUGGCUCAGGGCCCGUUUCUGGAGGACUGCCAGGCAUAUGGGCUGUCCUGUGCACCCCUCCAAUGACCCUCCCUGGAAUAAAUCACCCUUUGACCGGGAAAAGGGUUUAGUUUUUCCUUUUCCACAGGCAGGAUGGAAGAUACUACCCUGCAGAUCUCUGAACGGGAGACAGACCCAGCCUCCUAGGGGCCUCUCUGCCCUCUGGGUCCUGGCCCUUUUUCUCCAAAGGGAAGGGGAGAGACAGGAGAGGGGGCGGCGGUCGGGGCAGGGAGAGCUUGGAGGACAUUGGGGAAGGAAGAUGGAGGUACAGGGUACAAGGGCUUUCAACAGCUUUCCUCCUUUCGAGUUGGAAGCGGUUAAUCCAUAGGUGCUUUUUUCCACCGAAAUGUGAGCAUUUCAAGGGUGAGCGCUGCCCUCUGGCCGCAAGCGCCUCCGGUGUGUGUGCGCCUGUGCGCGCGGCGCCUGUGUGUGCUACUGUCGCUGUCAUCACAGAUGUACCCCCAGCUGUCACUCCAUUGCUCCGUCUCUUCGCUUGCGCGCACACGCGCGCGCUCCCCUCCUCUCCCUUUCUUCCCCUUUCCUAUCGGUCUCCCUCUGUCCCUCCCUCUUUCCUUCUCAGUUUGCUAUUGACCCAGCAGCCCCGUCCCCCUGGCAGCUGCGGCAGGCAUUCCUUCUCCCCCGUGCUGUGCGCUGCGUGCCAGGUCCCUGCUCCCGGCCGGGCGACUGGAGACUCAGUGCCCCCAGCGCUCCGCUGGGCAGUGCUGUCUGGAUUUCUCCAGGAAUCCCAGGAGGGGCUCGCUGGACGGCUAAGAGCUACUUGAUUUAAGGAGCUUGCGGUCAGGGUGAAGAAAGACAGCUGCUGCAUGAACUCCCUGAGCUGAUGAGUCUUAUUAUAGCCCAGCGGGCGGAAGACAGAGCACUGCACCUCACCUCUCAGGCAAAGGUGGAGGGGAAGCAGGAGGCCAUCCGGCAGCAAGAGCGAGGCCCAGGCUGCACACCUGACUCAGCAGCAGACUCUGCCUCCUCAGGGGCCAUGGACUGACAGCACACACCGAGAGGCUCCUCUCUCCCCAGAGGUUCAGGGCCUUGAGAGCUGUGGCAUUCACCAUGCUGGCCCGGGGCAGUGGCCCCGAGCAAAGGACCGGGCUUGCCGUGCUGUGGAGGCAGAUUUACUGGAUCACCUGCUGGAUCACCCUGUAUGCUGUGGAGGCCCUCCCCGCCUGCCCCUUCUCCUGUAAGUGUGACAGCCGCAGCCUGGAGGUGGACUGCAGUGGUUUAGGCCUCACCAUGGUGCCCCCGGACUUGCCCGCUGCCACCCGAACCCUCUUACUCUUGAACAAUAAGCUGAGUGCCCUGCCUAGCUGGGCAUUCGCCAAUCUGUCCAGCCUGCAGCGGCUGGACCUAUCCAACAACUUCCUGGACCAGCUGCCCCGUUCCAUUUUCCGGGACCUGACGAAUCUUACAGAGCUGCAGCUGCGCAAUAACAGCAUCAGGACCCUGGACAGGGACCUGCUGCAGCACUCGCCCCUGCUUCGCCACCUGGACCUGUCCAUCAACGGCCUGGCCCAGCUGCCCCCUGGCCUUUUCGAUGGACUCCCGGCUCUGCGCUCCCUAUCACUUCGCUCCAACCGUCUGCAGAACCUGGACCGGCUGACAUUUGAACCCCUCGCAAGCCUGCAGCUGCUGCAGGUUGGGGACAAUCCCUGGGAAUGCGACUGUAACCUACGUGAUUUCAAGCACUGGAUGGAGUGGUUUUCCUACCGAGGGGGGCGCCUGGACCAGCUUGCCUGCACCCUACCUAAGGAACUGAGGGGGAAGGACAUGCGUGUGGUCCCCAUGGAGAUGUUCAACUACUGCUCCCAGCUGGAGGAUGAGAAUAGCUCAGCUGGGCUGGAUAUUCCUGGGCCACCCUGUACCAAGGCAAGCCCUGAACCUGCUAAACCCAAGCCAGGGGCUGAGCCCGAGCCCGAGCCCAGCACUGCUUGCCCCCAGAAGCAGAGGUAUCGGCCGGUGAGCGUGAGGCGGGCCAUCGGCACGGUGAUCAUCGCGGGGGUUGUCUGUGGCAUUGUCUGCAUCAUGAUGGUGGUGGCUGCUGCCUAUGGCUGCAUCUAUGCCUCCCUUAUGGCCAAGUACCACCGGGAGCUCAAGAAGAGGCAGCCCCUAAUGGGGGACCCGGAGGGUGAGCAUGAAGACCAGAAGCAGAUCUCUUCUGUGGCGUGAGAGCCCAGCCCCACUUGGCCUAGGGACACCGGCCCAGAGGCCUUGAAGCUACAGCAUGUGUGGAUGGCAGCCUCCCGGGAGCCCAGGCACAUACACCACUGGGCAUUUCUUCAGCGCUAAGGACAUCAUCACUGCCAGGCCCCAUGGGGACACCCACCAGUUCCACUCCUAUAGCCUGCAGCCCAAGAACCAUUGCUCUGUACCCCUCACCCCUCCAUCUUAAGCAGCUCUAGGCCUGGGACCUUGGGGCGGGGACUGGGUCAUGAUUGGUGGCAUCUUGGGAAAGCAGGUGGCCCUCACCAAAGCUCACUGCCUGCCAGCAUAUUCCAAGCAGACCCCAGGGGCAGAGAGAGGGCUGCCACAUUCUGCUCAGAAGCCUCAGUUGUGGGGUCCCUUUCCCAGGGUUUUACGUGCUCAGUCUGGCUUUCUGGAGGUUUUAAUUGCACCUGGACUGGGCUCCAAACCAGAGCAUGGGCCAGCGGGCCUGUUUGUUACUAGCAGCCUACACAAAAGGGGCGGCAGGUGAGAAGAUGGCUGUAUGGGGUUUGGGGGUCACUAGUUCCCUCUUGUAGGUCUGUGCCCUCCUGCAAGUCUGAUCUCAGAUGAGUACUAGGUCUCCCUCUGCUGGACACAAGUUUUCCAAGGCUUUUGGAGGGUCAGGAGGCAUCAGGCUGGUUUCUGGCUCCAAGACAGGAGUCUUGGUGGUGGCCUGGGAAGAGACCACUGGAACACUGAGGUCAAGGGUCUGAAGAGGAACAGGGAAGGACAGGGCAUGUCCACCUUGCCUUGCACCCCUCGAUCCUUCCACCUCAUAGAGGACCAUGGUAGGUGAAGGAUGUUGUGGGGGAAGGCAGGGAAUGCUGCUUAGCAGGCUGCUAAACAUGUCUCCUGAGGCUAGGGGCACAGUCUUCCUUCUUUCCAGCUAAUACCAGAUCUAGGCAUUUUCUAAGGGAAAGAGAGGGGAGGGGUGGGUGUUGUCAAUGGUGGUACCUUCAGCCAGAGACAGAAGAUUUUUAAAGGCAAAAUUAUAUUUCUGGUUUGUUGUUUCAGAAGAACAAUAAAGACUGUAUUUUCCUA